GUGACUUUAGAAACCUAAUAUGACUUUAGCAACUUUACCCCAAACGACGAAGACACCAGGUUCUAGAGGAAGUAGAGCCCGUCACAGAAGAAGUGCUACUUUGCCUACCCGGUUGCCAAAUAUUGUACCAAGGUCUACCCUUGUAACACCAGCUAUAACUGGGAUCAAUCCUGUACAACGCAUUGAUGUAUUACACCCGCCCACCGUCCCCAAGCGAACCGUGUUUCUCGAGACAGGGGAAUCCCAGUACCACAUGCAUAGGAGAUGUAUAUUAAUGCAGCAACAGAAGUGGAUGCGAGAACAUGGGGAAUGGCAGAAGCCGGUGUAUGGAACAGCUGCUGUGAGGGAGAACUACAGAUCAACUCUAAGAGGAACGCUCAAAUCACAAAUGGAUGACCGGGUUCUCCUCAAGAGGAGAGAGUGGGAGGAGGCGGUGAAUGAGAGUAUUAUGACGUCAGAGAAGGAUAGGAGAGAUUGUAUGGAGGAUUAUGAAAAAAGAAGAAACAAAUUUAAUUUCUUGCUAACUUUUACUAAAGCUAAUAAAGAGAUGAUGGAAACUCGUUGGAAGGAAAAACAAGUUCUGAAGUUACUCGAAAACAAAAGGGAUUCGGAGCAAUUAAAAUACAACCCCAUAAAUUGGAGUCAUACGCUAAAAUAAGAUGUUUAUGUGACGUCAUGAUGACGUCAGAAUUGGGUCUCAAAAUUGUUCCCUUUUAUUUUGUUUUAUAAUUUUUUAUAACAUUUUGUUCUAUCGAGGUCUACAGCGAGACGUGCUAUGAGACAUCAAAUUUAGGCCAGCGUUGGCCCACAAUUUUAUAACAAUACUGUGUUUUUUUUUAUUCUUUUUUCUACUUUCAAGACUUCCAUUAGCCUGCAUAACACUUGCCUAUUCGGUACUUUUACUUUUAGCGUGCAUUGCCAAAUUGCCACUGCAUAUAAAUGCCGCCAAAGAUUUCUAGAGCAACUGUGAAACUGCAAACAAUAAAUGUUCCACGAAUAAAUUCUGUCAUAGAAAUUAUCCUAA
Ciona intestinalis (vase tunicate) is the source of this 1024-nucleotide messenger RNA. NCBI's taxonomy places the organism in Eukaryota, Metazoa, Chordata, Ascidiacea, Phlebobranchia, Cionidae. The record is from RefSeq and is a predicted model, not a curated record.